UUGUUCAACGCUCUCAUCAUUUCCCACCAGACCUCCUUGACUACUUCACCAUCACCACUCUAGACACCAUUUUUUUCUGCUCCCCCAUUACAAGUCCCAUCUAUUCAAAUUUCAUACACAUCUUCCAAUCGGACAGAUUAAAAGAAAAACAAGAGAGAGAUGAUGGGUUUAUUAACUUUGCUCUUGCUCUGUCUCUCCCUCCUAGUUUCUUUCUCUGGUGCAGACAUCUCUGUAAAAGUCGGUGUGUGCUACGGCCAGCUGGGGAACAACCUGCGGUCUCCAUCGAAAUCCGUAGAACUCAUAAAAUCCCUGAGAGCCAAGCGAGUGAAGCUCUACGAUGCAAACCCACAAAUCCUGAAGGCCCUGAAAGGCACCGAUCUCCAGGUCUCAAUCAUGGUCCCUAACCAGCUCCUCCCCAACAUCUCCACUAACCAAUCCUUAGCCGACGACUGGGUCCACACCAAUGUCUUCCCCUUCUUCCCCCAAGUCAAGAUCCGCUACCUCCUCGUCGGCAACGAAAUCCUCAGCUCCUCCGACAACACCACCAUCCACAGCCUCGUACCCGCCAUGCGCCGAAUCCAAACCUCAAUCAAAUCCCACAAUUUCCAUAAAAUCAAAGUCGGCACACCUCUCGCCAUGGACGUUCUCGAAUCUUCCUUCCCACCUUCCAAUGGUACGUUUCGGUCUGACAUUUCCGGUCCGGUAAUGGAACCCCUUUUGCAAUUCUUGAACCGGACCAAAUCCUUCUUUUUCUUGGAUCUCUACCCGUUUUUCCCCUGGUCGUCUGACCCGACCCAUAUCAAACUCGAAUAUGCAUUGUUGAUGGCGAAGAAUAUAACGUAUACCGACCCGGGUACUGGCCUAACCUACACCAACCUGCUCGAUCAAAUGCUUGACUCGGUUAUUUUUGCCAUGAAACGGAUCGGGUUUCCGGAUCUUCGGUUAUUCAUAGCCGAAACCGGGUGGCCCAAUGGUGGAGAUAUUGACCAGAUUGGAGUUAACAUUUACAACGCUGCCACUUACAAUCGGAACGUAAUCAAGAAAGUAACUGCUAAACCGCCGGUCGGAACACCGGCUCGACCGGGUGCGGUUAUACCGACAUUUAUAUUUGCUCUCUACAAUGAGAACCAAAAAGGAGGACCGGGUACGGAGCGGCAUUUCGGGUUGUUGUACCCGAACGGGUCGAAUGUGUAUCAGAUUGAUUUGUCGGGUGAGACGCCCGAGUUGGAGUUCAAGCCGUUGCCCAAGCCGACGAAUAAUGAGCCGUACAAGGGGAAGAUAUGGUGUGUGGUGAGUAGAGGUAGACGUGCGAAUGUGACCGAGUUGGGUUCGGCGUUGGCGUAUGCGUGCGGGCAGGGUAAUCGGACUUGUGACCCGAUUCAACCCGGAGGAAAGUGUUAUAACCCGAAUUCACUGGUUCGGCAUGCGAGUUAUGCAUUUAGCUCGUAUUGGACACAGUUUAGGAAUGCUGGUGGGACUUGUUUCUUUAAUGGGCUCGCACGUCAGACCACUAAGGACCCAAGCUAUGGGUCUUGCAAGUUCCCAAGCAUUACGGUUUGAAGUUGGCUGUGGAAGGGGCGACCUCAAAUUUUGGAGGAUUCUGCUAAAUAAUGCCAUAAUAAAGACCUCUCUCUACACUGACUCGAGGCUAGAUCGUCUAUUCAGAACCUUCUCUAUUGCUUUGUUUCAAAUCAUUUCUUUACUGGAUUAAUUUUUCCAUCAGAUCUUGUGAUGGAAAGGAAUCUUGAAACAGGGAGAUAAGGAAGAUCAGGAGAUAGAAUUUCCGUCCUUUACACUUUGAGCAGUGAUUAGUUUUUUAUUUUUUAUUUAUUUUUAUUAUUAUCAAUUUUUUUUGCCUGUUAUAUUAGCCCCUUAAUCGAAUCAUUGUUUUCAAACACAAUUUUAUUUUUUAGGGAGCAAGUGCGGGGUUUCAUUCCAAUUUAUAGGAUUGAAAUCGGUUCCACGUCAGUUUAUUAUAUUCAAGACUAAUAUUUAUUUCUGUCUUGCUUUU
Molecule: messenger RNA, 2011 nt
Organism: Camellia sinensis
Lineage: Eukaryota; Viridiplantae; Streptophyta; Magnoliopsida; Ericales; Theaceae
Product: O-Glycosyl hydrolases family 17 protein
Biological process (GO): carbohydrate metabolic process
Molecular function (GO): hydrolase activity, hydrolyzing O-glycosyl compounds
Source: RefSeq, a predicted model, not a curated record